Molecule: messenger RNA, 1541 nt
Organism: Oppia nitens
Lineage: Eukaryota; Metazoa; Arthropoda; Arachnida; Sarcoptiformes; Oppiidae
Product: receptor-type tyrosine-protein phosphatase U-like
Exons: 10
Biological process (GO): protein dephosphorylation
Molecular function (GO): protein tyrosine phosphatase activity
Source: RefSeq, a predicted model, not a curated record
GACCUAAUGAACACACAAUCGUUGAUUUUUGGUCAAUGAUUUGGAUAAAUGAGUCACAUAUCGUCGUAAUGUUAACAAAAGUGUUUGACUUUAUCCGAGUAAUGUGUGCCCAAUACUGGCCGACAACACUUAAUUCAUCCGAAGUUUACGGUUGUUUUGAGGUGACCUUAAUUGAUGAGGAAAAGACUGCCGAUUAUGUCAUCCGAACCAUUAAACUCAAGUGCGGUCCAAAUGAAUGUCUAAGAAGUAAGCGGUCAUCGAGUUUGGACUCGGAUACCGAUGAAUACCGAAUCAUAUAUCAACUCCAUUACCUCAGUUGGUCCGCCAAUUCGUGCCCUUAUUCUGACUCUAUAUUGAAAUUCCGUAAAAGAGUUCGACUCUAUUGUGAAGAGUUAAGUGAUAUAAAUAGCGGUCCAUUGGUUGUUCACUGCAGUGAUGGCUGCGGGCGAACGGGAGUCUACUGUUGUUUGGAUGCAAACCUGCAAUUGGCUGAAGACGAAGGCUUUGUCGAUAUUUUCAAUUACACUAAACUAUUGCGUGAAUCUCGGAAAGGGAUGAUUGAGAAUGAGGAACAGUACAGAUUCAUCUAUGAACUCAUCGAUGAAUACCUGAGUUGUGGCAAAACGUGGUUUCCUUCUAAAGAAAUAUCACAACUAUUGAAAUAUAAGUCAAUGAAAAAUCCAGUGAAUAAACAAAAUGAAUACCAACAAGAAUUUGAGAAACUGAUGCAAAUGACAUCUAAGCUAUCAAUUGGUGACUGCGCUGGCGGUCAUCGUAUUGAAAAUCGCGACAAAAAUAGAGACGUCUCUAUAGUUCCCCCUGAUAAUUUUAGACCAUAUCUAUCAUCAUUUCAAUGUAAUGAAAGUACUGAUUAUAUAAACGCUGUCUUUGUUGAUGGUUACACGCGAUCUAAAGAGUAUAUAGCGACUGAAUGGCCAAUGAAUAAGACUAUAUCAGAUAUUUGGUCACUUAUUUACGAUCACGACUGCAAUUCAGUGGUCAUUUUGGGAGGCGUUCCCCCUAAUAAUACUAAAUCAUGUCCUCAAUUUUGGCCAAAAGAAACGGUUAAAUGCAAAAAAUAUGGACCAAUAUUUUCAGUGGAAACAAUGUCAAAGAACAGUCCUCCGAGUAUCAAUUCGUGGGUAUUUAAGAUCAAUAAAAAGGUCGCAUCACUCACUGAACUUAUGGCUGGCAUUAAAGCCGAGCCCAAAGUGACCCAAAUAUUUGAAUUCAAUGCCUGGCCUUACGGUCAUAAAGUUCCCACUUCUACUAAUGCUUUGGUUGAACUAAUUAAUAUGGUUGAGAGGUGGAGACAGAGGACAGCCUACGGACCAGUUCUGGUCAUCUCUGCAAAUGGCAAAUCACGGAUUGGUGUCUAUUGUGCGGCUAAUCUGGCCAUUGAACAGGUGGUCGCACACGAAGAAGUGGACAUUUUUAAUGCCGUUAAAACUGUGCGAAGACAUAGACCGGCGCUCAUCGAAAAUAUUACUGAAUAUAAAUAUUGCUACGAUUUGACAUUACAUUAUGUGUGCCAUUAUCUU